This is a messenger RNA of Microplitis demolitor, 1900 nucleotides long. RefSeq names its product zinc finger TRAF-type-containing protein 1 homolog. Bases 484 to 1551 code for a protein of 355 amino acids. The transcript has 7 exons. Lineage: Eukaryota; Metazoa; Arthropoda; Insecta; Hymenoptera; Braconidae. Gene Ontology annotation, molecular function: zinc ion binding. Gene Ontology annotation, cellular component: nucleus. The record is from RefSeq and is a predicted model, not a curated record.
AUUAUUUGACGUCUGUCAAAUUCAGUAUCAUAAAUAUUUAAAGACUGCAAUUAUCAAUAGUCAUUUAAAUAUUUGAAUAACAGUUUUAUAAAUGAUAUUUGAAAUUUUUAGUUAUCAGAAGUCAUGUAUUUUUAGUCAUAAACUUUCCAUUUGAUAGUAAUGCAAGAAGUAAUUUUACAGUUCAAUGGCUGAAGUGAAGUCCAAAAAAAAAUAAUAAAAUUGUCUUCAAUUAUGUGCACUUACAAACGCAUACAUAAAAAUAAUAACAACAGAACAUGAUAAUAAUCCAUAAUUUAAAAUAGUGGGGAUGAAAAGUUUAGACGGCAGUGGGGAGUAAAGUCAUGAUCCAACACCGUCACCAUCACCACUACUGCAACACACGAGUUCUCUUGUUCUUUGUUGUGUUAUAAACACACUCCAGUAUCUAACUGAGUAAUUAUAAAUAACAUCAUUAUUUACAACCGAAAAAUCAAAACAAUCAAGAUGGCUGAUCCAAGUGGUGAAGCAUCGUCGUCGAGUAGUGUCUCGGAGCCAACUAUACGUGAGGAAAUUGAAAAAACAAACGAGGAUUUUAUAGAACCAGAUCAAAAGAGACGAAAAUUACUCGUCAAACAUGACGGGAAAAGUGAUCAGAAACUUGAACAUCGUCUGGGAGGAAUUCUUUGCUGCGCUGUCUGUCUUGACCUCCCGAGAUCUGCCGUUUACCAGUGCACCAAUGGACACUUGAUGUGCGCUGGAUGUUUCACUCACGUACUCGCGGACGCGAGAUUACGAGACGAGUUGGCAACUUGUCCUAACUGCAGAAUUGAGAUAAGCAAAACAUCAGCAUCGAGGAAUCUUGCUGUUGAGAAGGCUGUCUCAGAAUUGCCGGCAGAAUGCCAAUUUUGUGCUAAAGAAUUCCCGAGAAAUUCGUUGGAACGUCAUGAGGAUAAUAUGUGUGAAGAAAGAAUAUCCAGCUGCAAGUACAGCAGAAUCGGGUGCCCAUGGCGAGGUCCGAAUCACGAGCGUGCCGAGCAUGAGGCGCACUGCGUCCACCCGCACCGUACUGGCGCCGAUGUAAUGGAAGCACUGCGUGACAUAGACGCCCGCACCCUCGAGGAACGCAAGCACUAUGACAACAUUUUUGAUCUUCUGUCUUACGAAAAAAUCACAUUCAACGACUUGCAAAUGAAGCCAUACCGUACCGACGAGUUUGUACACAAAUUAUUCUAUGAAACAUCACGGUUCUCGGCAUUUAAUCAUCAAUGGGUUGUAAAAGCUAGAAUUAAUAAUAGCCAGAGAGAUCCAACACAAAGUUCUGAACGUGAUAUGACUUAUCAAUUGAUAUUAAAAACAAAGACAACAUAUCCAUUGGCGCUCCACUAUCUAAUUUUAAAAGGACCUUUUGGUGAUAUGAAAGUACAGCCACGUAUUCAUCGAUUUGAUUUUACUGAGCAAGAUAAUGAAAGCCCGUAUUUACCGUUGCCAUUACCGGAUACCGCGGAAUGCAACAGACUUCUAGCAGCUAAAGCAAUAAGUUUCCGGCUCAUUAUGUUCCUGGCGUCCAAGUAGUUGCUGCUGAAUAUUGCAAUCAAGAUCCUGCCGAGAAAUAAAAUUAUAUAUAUUUAUCUUUUAAUCUUUUAAGAUUAUCAUAGAACUCGGUUACUUGCAAUUAACUUGAAAUUAUUCUUUCGUUUUCAUUUUUUUUUUAAAUAUUUAAAGAACAUGUGAGCCCUAUUCAUUUAUAUAUUUAAAUAUAUAUAUAAUUAUAAUCAUUAAAUGUUUAUUUUUUCAAGUAGACUGAAAAAUAAGAGUAUCUUAUAGUUUAGUCAUUAUUAUUAUUAUUAUUAUUAUUAAUUAUUAUUAUUUUUAUUAUCAUGAACAAUAAAUAAUACAAUUAUUUUUUAAAUUAUUUUUAUUU